Molecule: messenger RNA, 4528 nt
Organism: Mytilus californianus (California mussel)
Lineage: Eukaryota; Metazoa; Mollusca; Bivalvia; Mytilida; Mytilidae
Exons: 2
Coding region: 159-1865 (568 amino acids)
Molecular function (GO): zinc ion binding
Source: RefSeq, a predicted model, not a curated record
GACUUGUGUUUUAAAUGUUAUAUUUAAUAACCUGUAUCAAGUUUAAACAAGUUCUUUUUAACUUCCUGAUUGAAAGGCGUCUAAGGAAAAUUAAGAAAUGUUAUUUACAAAGCACUGAUGAGAUUUUUGUCAACAAAAAAGUGGCUUUUUAAAUCAAGAUGGCAUUUUCCCAAUCUAUAAGACGAGCACAAAUACCCAAACCAUGCGAACUGUGUGAAACUGACACAAACAUUAAAUGGAAAUGUGUACAAUGCAAUACACUAAUGUGCGACAAGUGUAAGAAAAUUCAUUUAAAAGUUCUGACACAUGACAUUGUUGAUGUCAAAAGUUCCGAAGCGAAACAAGAAAUGGAACAUACCAUUAUUACUGACAAUAUUCCCUGUCAGAUUCACAAGAGGAAGUUGAAUUGCAUGUUUUGCAGAACAUGUGACAACUUAGUAUGUCCAGAAUGUAUAACUGAUUCACACAAAAAACAUGACCUAGUUUCAAUUGAUAAAGCGUGCAAUGAAAAAAAGAGAGAACUAAAAGAACUAGAAUCUAAAUUUUCUGACACACUUACACUUUGUAAAAUUGAAGACAGUAAAGUAAAUGAUUUUAAAACCAAAUAUGAACAAUUUUUCGCUGAAUCUGUUCAGAAAAUUAAUCAACAAGAAAAGUUGAUCAUAGAUGAAGUCAGAAAAUAUGCUAAAGCACUUAGAGAACAACUGGAAACUGAAAAGCAAAGAAUAGAAAAAUCUAUCACAGAAAAAGAGAAGAAUAUUGCAGAAGUGAAAGAAAAUUUACUUAAUAAGCAAAGCAAUAUACAAGAAGUAUUAGAUUCAAAUCAAGCAGCUAAAGUGUUCAGUAUUUAUCCAGAAUUCAGCGAAAAAGAAAUUCCAUAUUCAUCUUUCAAGGCAUUUCCUGAGGAAACAAAAGAUUUCGUUCCCACAGAGGAAAAUUUGAAGACCAUUUCUAACUUAUUUGGAUCACUUCAAAAAACCAAGUUACCAAAGGGAUUACCACAAGUGAACUUAGAUUUAAUCAAGAGUUAUACUACGGAUCAGAACAUGGUGCAUAGAAUGGUAAUACUGGAUGACAAGACAGCUUGGACUUCUAAUUAUAUGACACCUACUCUGUGUAAAAUUAACAUUGAUGAUACAAUCAAAACUGUUAAAGAGAUUUCAGUUCAGGUUUAUGACAUGUCACUGACAGACAAUAAUGAUGUUCUCCUGUCUUUGUUUGCCAGUUCUGAUGUCAGUCUGUUAACAACAAAGACAGGAGAAAUCAAACCUUUCCUGUCUGUGUCACCACUGUUAACACGCUGUAUACAUGUCAGUAAACAUAAUGAGAUUAUAUUGGGUGUUGAGGAGAGGGGUGAUACAUACAACCCAACAAACAAAAGUUGUAGGAAAGUUAUAAUCUUUGGGAUGGAUGGAAAACAAAAACAAUCAUAUGAGUAUGAUAAACAUAAACAGAGAUUAUUUACUAUCCCUUAUAGAAUUACAUCUAAUGUUAACAAUGACAUACUGGUUAUAGAUAGUAUAUCCAAUGGUGAUCGGAGGGUGGUGGUUAUAGACAGGGAGGGACAGGUUAAGUGGACCUAUCAGGGACAUCCUCAGGUUAAUUCAGGGGGUAAACUAUUUUAUCCUACAGAUAUAGUAACAACAUCAGUAGGUCAUGUUAUAGUGAAUGAUUUUAACAACCAUGCCUUACAUGUCUUGUCAGGGGAGGGAGAUGUACUGAUAUGUAAAGUUAUGAAGGAUCAGGGGAUUAUAUAUCCAUACUCACUGGAUAUUGAUACCAAGGGACAGUUAUGGGUGGGAUGUCAUUCUGGGGGUGAACAAAGAACAGAUGCCAAACUACAUGUAAUGAAGAUGUCUUUUUAAUUCAAUAUGAAUUUAAAAAAUCAUCAAUAAAUAUUUUAAUUACUUACUUAAUUAGCACUUAUAAAUUACCUAAAUAUUAAGAACUUAAAAUUAUUUACUGAAAGAUAAGGAAAUGAAUGAAUGAAAGGAGAAGUGAGGAAGUAACUAAGUUGUUCAAUUAUCCUUUAUUGGGAUGGAGAUCUUGUGACAUGUUAAGUUAAGAAUGAUCAGGCGAUGAAAAAUUAACAUUGAAGACAGUUAAUUGACAGUUAUGGGUAUAAUGGGAUUUUGUUAGUUAUGAUAAAAUGAUGCAAGACUUUAUGUCAUUCAUCAGGUUCAUCUAGUGUCUUUUUAAUCAGCAUUAAAUAAAUUAAAAACUUUAAGAAUUAUUUUCAAUUCCUGACUUUUGUUACUUUUUAUAUAAAUGUAUGUAGGUAAAUAAAGGAAUUUAUGAAUAUUCAUGUUCAUAUGAAUGAAUUAGAUGUGGAAAAAUCAUUAAUUAGACAGCAACCAACAAUAAAAGCAUACCAAAAAGGGUAUAACAUGUCAUAAUAUUUAUAAUCCUGUGAAUACCCUUCACUUUGGGGUUUUAUCAACAUAUUCAAGUCUAAUAAAACACAACUCUUACUUGGAUAACUAUUUACUUCGAUAUGUCAAUGUGACAAUUCUUUCAUGAAUUCAACAAAGCUUACAUCAGCGCCCUAUGUCUUUUCUUAAGGCAAACAAGUCAAAAUUUUACAAUGUCAACUGAUACUACUCGACCUACAAAUUUAUUGAAUUAACAUUUUAAAUACUAUUCAAGAUGCUCAAGUUACCAUCUAGAAACACCUUUUCAAAAUUGUUCUCUUUUUUUAGUAAGAGUGACCUUGACCUUUGAUCUAUUGAUCCCAAAAUUGAUAAGCUUCUAUCCUUUUGUAUAUGCAAGAUGACUAGAAUGGUAAAAUAUAAGGACUUACAUUUGUUGAUUUAGAUAAAAGUAUAGAAGCAUUUUUAUACAUAAAUAAAUAUUAACAUGAUUAAGGGAUAUUGUGGUUAAAUUCAUGAUUUAAAAUCCAAACAUCAUUUUAUAAAACACAAUGCAAAAGCUGCUGUUCUACUUAUUGAUAAAUAUGAGUUUAUGUUACUGAAUACAUAUAUGCAUGAAGGAUAGUCAGUGAAUAUUUCAUAUAAAUAUAUUCAAUUUAUUGUAUAUAUAGACAUAUUUGUCUCUCAUUGAAAACCAUUUGUUGACAAUGGUACAUGGACGGAAAGUCACAAAACUGAUAGGACAAAAAAUCACAGUUAACAAAUCUACUUUCGUUUGAAUAUGAAAGUAAUUAACUAUUAUUUAAAUAUGAAAAGAAAAUUAUUAAAAUUGUAUCUUUUUUCAGAAUUUUUUUUUUUACACUGGAAAAUUGUUCAUAAUCAUUAUUAAAUGAAUUAUUAUAAAUUUCUAAUCAAACAAAGCCUGAAAGGACACAUGUAUAUGUAACUUGAUGCAGGCACUUUCAUGAAUUAAACAAGACACUUGUACAACUUGUUUUCUUAUCAUUAAUUUCAUCAUUAUCAAACAUUUAACAUUAUUUGUUUACAAAGUUGUAUCAUGUAUAAUUAUUCAGGAUAAAAACAAAAACUAUUUUUGAAAAUAGGUCUUUUAGUUAUCAUUGUUUAUAAAAAAAAAAAAAUCUGAAGACUGAAUUGUGACGUUUUGUCCUGUGACUUUUAUAAGAACUGCUUUUUAUCUGUGAUCUUUGUCCUGUACCUUUCUGUCCUAUAUUGUUGACAACUAGAUGUCUUUUGGAUUUAAGGAUGUUCUUAGGUGAAAUUAAAAAAAUCUAGAAGUUAAAAUUGAUACUAUAGUUUGGAAGAGCAUAACUUAAGGAACAAAAAAAGCUAAAAAUAUUGAUAGGUUCUGGAGCUCCUUUUUGAGAUAUUUGAGUUUUAAAAAAUGGCGGGAAAAGGCUGACUCGGACUUUUACCUUGUAUUUGCAUUGGUAUUAUUUGGGUCUCAAAUCGAAAGAAAAGAAAUCUAGAAUCUGCUUAAAUUUUGGUAAAUGACCUUUUAUAAGCUAUUGAAGUCUUAUGUGAAAAGAAAAAUGGGUGUUAUGGGGCAAAAUAUUUUACCCUGUAUCGUAGGAAAAAAACCAAGGAAUCCGAACAUCUGACAAAAAUUCCUAAACCUGACCUAAGAACAUCCUUAAGUAUUAUUUGGGUUACUGUCUCUUUGAUGUAAGGACCACAGAUACUUUUAUUCAAAGUAUUAUUAUCCAUCGUAUAUACAUUUUUGUGUAUUCAGUCUUUAAUGAUUUCAGUUCAAAUGCAACAUAUAAACCAUUAUAAUACCUACCAUGACUGGUGGAUUUGAGGUGAACUUCUCAUAAACUGUAACCUUAGCAAUACAUUUUGGAAAAUACAAAGUUUUAGGCUGUAUACACAAGUAUUCAUAUGCUGAUAAUGUUUUGAUAGUAUCCACUUCUACAGUACAGUUUAACAGCAUGUCCGCAAACCAUUCAAUCUGUAGGACAUUGUGGACCAGAAUGUAGGUCAUACAAUUUUCUUUCGUCCUUAAUGUCACAACUACAAUGAAAAAUUCAAUUUAGUGAAAUAAGAUGUCUAUAAAUACAUAUUGUAUAUAAUUAUUGUAACUAAAACAUUUCAUGUAUUUUGUAUAUUUCUUCAAUAAAAUUCCAGUGGUUUAAUAACAA